CUUAUUCCCUCUUCCCACUCUGUUUUCUCCAUGUCCUCUUUCCCUCUCCUCCUCAUCCUCUCACACUAUCCUACAAAUCCACAUGCACUCCCCCUCUCUCUCUCCCCCCCUCUCUCUCUCUCUCUCUCCCUCCCUGUCUCUCUAUCUUCUCUCUCCUCCUCUCCUCAUAUCCACCGGCAACCGGCGCUGAGCAAGCUCCCUCACCAAGCCUGUGGAUCCCUUCACUUGACUAAUUAGCCUUGAAGUGCUGUUGAAGAUCAUCAUAUUUAGCUUAGCGACCUAGUGGCAGACUGCAGACAGAUAUAGACUAGGCUGGCUGGAGGCUGGGUGCCUGGCAGUGGGCAAGCUCCCUCUAUCUCUCUCUAUUCACACUCAGUGCCGAGGGGCUUCUGAGUGGCGGAGCAGCGGAAGUGAGGGGCGGUUUUGCUUUGAAAGAGACGAAAAAGGGGGGGAAAAGAGAGAAAGAAGCAGAGCUGAGACCACAACAAAACCAGAGAAUGGGAGUCCGCCACAGGAGCAAAUCCUCCUAGAGACGAAGACUCUGAGGAGGCAGUAGUCACUGUGCAGCAGCACUGCUUCCAGCAUACACAGAUUUAAGAUGAUGGACAGUCGUAUGGCGGCACAGAGGACCGCGAUGAGGAACGUUCCAGCAGACAGAGGCCUGCAGAAAACCAGCACCUACAUCGUGCCCUGCUUCCUCUUAGUGGAGCUGGUCAUCAUGGCAGGGACCGUUCUGUUGGCGUACUACUUUGAGUACACGGACACGUUUCCUGUGCACAUCCAGGGCUUCUUCUGCUUUGACAAAUCCUACUCCAAGCCGUACCCGGGACCAGAGGACUACAGCAAGGCGCCGCCUGUCCUCGUCUACUCCCUCGUCACCGCCAUCCCCACUGUGACGAUUUUGAUCGGGGAAGUGACCAGUUUCUUUGUGAAGACAGAAGGAGCUCAGGAGAAGACCAUAGUGACCGCAGACUGCUGCUAUUUCAACCCUCUCCUCCGCAGGAUCGUACGUUUUCUGGGUGUCUACUCUUUCGGCCUCUUCACCACCACCAUCUUUGCCAAUGCUGGUCAAGUGGUGACAGGAAACCAGACACCUCAUUUCCUGUCUGCCUGCAAGCCAAACUACACAGCUCUGGGAUGCCAGUCUCCACUGCAGUAUAUCACAGAGCGCCGAGCCUGCACAGGAAACCCAUACCUGGUGGUGUCCGCUCGCAAAUCCUUCCCCUCCAAAGACGCGGCACUCAGCUUUUAUUCAGCUGUAUACACAGUGAUGUAUGUGACCCUGGUGUUCCGGACCAAAGGGACCCGUCUGACGAAGCCCACCUUAUGCCUGGUGCUGCUGUCUCUGGCUGUGCUGGUGGGGGUGGUGAGGGUGACCGAACACAGGAACCACUGGAACGACGUCCUGGCUGGAUUUGUUACGGGAGGAGCCAUUGCUGCAUUCCUGGUGUCAUGCGUGAUCAACAAUUUCCAGCCAACGCAGAUAGCAGUGCCGACUCCUCCGCCUCCACAGCGUCCAGAGCCCCCCGUCGGGAUGCCUCUGCUCAGCCUGCCCCGUGUGGAGAGUCCACUUGAAAAACUCCAGGGCUACCGUAUUCUGAGAUCACAUGACCAUCAGCCAAUCCCGUCCCCCGCCCCUCCCGAUGUGCUCCUCCCCUCAAGGCGUUGCCUCACCAGCGCAGUCUAGACCUCCCCACUGAAUGCCCCCCACCCUGCCCAGCCCACCCUGAAGGACGACAGCCUCUCCGACGAGUCAAAUCCACCCAGGUCUAAACCAGCAACACGUGCACAAUGCAAGUUCGGCAGAAACUUGUCAUUUGCUGAGGACCAGUAGGAGACAGACAGCUGUCCUUCCUGCCCUGAACUGUCCUGUUUGUCCUCCAAGAUGGCCUCUCUUUUCUUUUGGGUCUAAAAGACCCAAUCAAAGACUCGCCAAAGCCAGAGCUGUUAAAGCAAUACUGUGUCCUGUUUCCUUGUCCAGUUUUCCACAAAGACUCAACAGUGACUCUAAAGACUGUUGGCUGGUGAUGACUUGAUGUUUUAAAUCAAAUAUUAAAAAGGAGGGUUUGGGGAUGAAAGAAAAUCCUAAUCACAAGUGGAUUGUUCCCAAGACCAUUUUAUAACACUCAGGACAAUUAAAUGGAAACAAGCAAAGGACAAGGUUAACAACAAAGAUCUAUAUGUAAAUCAAAAUGCAGGUACCGUCGAGUAUUGUGGUACAGAUUUUUCUCUGUCCUCAAAAAUAACAAGAGAUGCUGUCAAAGAGGAAAGCACUUUUGUAAAUUAUAGCACAGACGAACCGAUUUAGUGUUCACUCAACUGUGUUGUACCUUAUUUUGUUUUGUUUUAUAUUGUGUGAGGUGAUAGAUGAGAGAUUUAUACACACUAAAGCUAUGCUUGUGAUACCACAUUUGUUUUGAGGCAUUAGUUAAUUCAUCCCUGAAAUGAGCUGGAUUUCCACCAACUUUCCAAAUAUCUCUUUAUUUACUUACUAUUUAGGUGUGUGUUAUAAAAUGUCUGUAGUUUCAAUGUUCAUGCUGUGAAAUAUCUGGAAAGUUUUAUGACUUGACCAAAUAUCCAUUCCUAUGCGGCGGUCUCAAUCUGAGUUAGUUUAACAUUUUUAUGCCUCAUCUGUUUUUUCCUUCAACGUACAAAUAUCUACAUACAGGAUGCUAAGAUGAUGUUUCUUACACUCAAAUCAGCUGGUGUGUUCAAAACUAAUGUGAUGUAAGAGUGGCUGUGAUAUCAACUUGCUGCUGUUUCUGCAUCUGUCCUGUCCAGUUUUUUCCUGCCUCUGUCCAUCAUUACUUCCUCACACUGACUCUAUAAAACGAAUGGCACAGACAAAGUGUGUAAUACAGAAGUAGGACCUCUGAGUUUUGUAUAGUUUUGUACAGUAUAUAGAUUUCUUUACACAGUAUAUACCACACCGUCAUUAUGUUUAAAUUAUGUGAACAAUGUGAAGCUACCUGACGCUGUCUAGUAGGAACAUGAGUAGUCGCCUGAUCUAAAGCAGGAAUGUAGCGCAGUGGAGAAGUGUGUGAAAUUAACAGCAUACAAUCAGCAUGAUCAGCUCACAACUUGCUAGGUUUCAGUUCAAAAGGACACUGCAGGCAGGUUUUACUAGUGUACGCGAUGGGUUAUAUAAUGAAGACAACGCUGUUAUGGUUUUAUUUAGUGUGCGUGUGCGUGUGCGUGUGUGUGUGUGUGCGUGUGUGUGUGUAUAUGCGUGCGUGUGUGUGCUUAUUAAGAUUUCUGUGUAUGUUUAUAAUGAGCAUACUGUAUGGCAGCGUAACUGUUAAUUUGGCAAUCUGUUUUCUUAAGUUAAACUGUCAAAAGUAGCUGCUAUAAUUACACACUUGUGCUUGUGUGUAACUGCAGGCCUUCAUAGGACCCCUGCCAAGGCGUCCUAACAAUGCCUGUUAUAGCAGAAGGUGAGAUUACCUACAGUGAAACUUUUCAGUCAGAAUUUUUUUGUAAACAACUGAAGAGAUAGGAAAAAAAACAUUACUGUCCAAAUAAUGUUAUUUUCAUGUUAAAACGUCUCUGUUUUGUAUUCAUUUACCAAAAUAAAUUGCAAUUAUCACA
Amphiprion ocellaris (clown anemonefish) is the source of this 3588-nucleotide messenger RNA. RefSeq names its product phospholipid phosphatase related 2b (gene plppr2b). Gene Ontology annotation, molecular function: phosphatidate phosphatase activity. The transcript has 8 exons. Lineage: Eukaryota; Metazoa; Chordata; Actinopteri; Pomacentridae. The coding region runs from base 599 to 1687 and encodes 362 amino acids. Gene Ontology annotation, biological process: signal transduction; phospholipid metabolic process; phospholipid dephosphorylation. The record is from RefSeq and is a predicted model, not a curated record.